AUGGAGCGAUUGGUGUCUGGGUGUCGGCCCAGGCGAGCUGCUGGCACACCCGGGAGUUUGUUAGCAGUCCCAGUGCUCCUUGCCGCUUGGGCAGUUUGCACACGAACCUUUGCUGCCACCGGGGCGCUGCUCAAAGAUUUACAAGCGGUGUACUGCAUUCGGCGGCGGCGGCGUGCAGAGCUUGACAAGGCCCUAGGCCGUCUGAGCCUUCCUGAUCACGUUCCCAUCCGCCAGUGGGAGGCCGUGGACGGCUUCAACUUGCAGGAUGACAUCCUAGAAAUCGUGGACUCUGGAGUAGUGGAGCCUGCAGCCUUGCCACGUAUCCUCGUAAAGGAAGAUUGGCGCAAGAUGUGGCGCGAGACCAGAAGAUGGCGCCAUGUGCGUAGGAGCAGAGAGGCCCCAGGAAAGAAGCAUGGAGGCUGGCUCAGGCAGCUGGACCUAACGCGAGGCAGCUUGGGACAGGGACUUUCGCAACUGCAGGUUUGGGCAGACAUCGAGCGAGAGGCCAAAAGCCCCGACGCCGUCUAUUUGGUCGUUGAGGAGACCUGCAUGUUCCUUCCCAACUUGGAUGCGCGACUGCUCGAAGAGCGGUUGCAAAGCCUGCCGGAUGAUUGGGAGAUCGCAUGUCUGGCCGGGACGGAUCUCCUGGGCAACAACCCCGACACGGAUCUCGAGCAAGUGCAAGCGCACAACGUCGCACCUGGCUUAAAGCGCCUUCACCCGUGGUUUCGAAUCGGUCCAGCGUACUUCAUCACGGCGGCCGGUGCCAGAAAAGCGUUGAGGACAUGCACGCCAUUGCGGUGGCGCUUGGACUGCCAACUUGUGGGACGUUUUGCCUCGACGCAUUUCGGAGAGGAUGCCUUCCUUGACAUCAUGCAAGACAAACAACCAAGCGGUUGCUCAGAAACGGGCUGGUAA
Molecule: messenger RNA, 918 nt
Organism: Symbiodinium necroappetens
Lineage: Eukaryota; Dinophyceae; Suessiales; Symbiodiniaceae
Source: the annotation of a GenBank genome assembly